Annulohypoxylon truncatum is the source of this 1212-nucleotide messenger RNA. Its product is annotated as S-adenosyl-L-methionine-dependent methyltransferase. NCBI's taxonomy places the organism in Eukaryota, Fungi, Ascomycota, Sordariomycetes, Xylariales, Hypoxylaceae. The record is from RefSeq and is a predicted model, not a curated record. Bases 139 to 1140 code for a protein of 333 amino acids. The transcript is spliced from 4 exons.
CAUGGAUUUGGUCACUGCUUUUAUAUCUACUCCGGUGUAGCUCUAAGGUUUUACCAAUCGAGCCUAGUAUUACUAAGUAUCCAAAUUUGAGAAGUUACCGCGAUGUAGGCAGGUAAAAGUGUACGAGAAGUUGACGGUAUGUCGCCGACGAGACAUAUUUCAAGGAGAACGACCCGAACUUCGAAAUACUUUCCAGACAAGUUUCAAUACGCAAUGAAGACACAGAGUAUUAAUAUCUCGAAAUAUUUAUCCAGAAAACAAAAAAAAAUUACUCACCAGGAAAAGAGACAGCCUUCGGAAUCUAAACUCGGAAUAGACAGCAGCAUGGCCGAGGUCAAUAGGUUACACUUCAAUGAAGAGGCGUCUACAUACGACACCAAGCACAGCAAGCUUAAUGAGCGUCUGACCAAGGAAAUCCAAUCCCGGCUAGAUUGGAUCGGUGUCGAUUGGUCCAUUGCGGACGAUCAAGACGACGACGAUAGCGACGACGAUGGCGAUGACAGUAAUGAGGACGAGGAUGAAGGCAGUAAGAACCCCGUCAAGGAAUCUAAAAAUACUCAAGGUAAGAAGGAAGUGAGGCUUUUGGAUUAUGCCUGUGGUACGGGCAUGAUGUCUAGAGCACUCGCUCCUUAUACGACACAGUGCGUCGGUAUCGAUGUAUCAGAGAACAUGGUUGUAGCGUAUAACUGUCGAGCAGAGAAUCAAGGGUUAUCCCGUGACGAGAUGUACGCUGUAGUAGGCGACCUCAUAGCGUUGGAUGGGCCCCAGCCGUCUGACGUCUUGGCGGACUCGCGCCUCUUCGGCUUCGACGUAGCUACCGUUGGUGGUGGCCUCCACCAUUUCGCGGACCCGGAGCUAGCCGCCGACCGCUUAGUCGAACGUCUACGCCCCGGUGGCGUCUUGCUGGUCUGGGAUUUCCUCCCGCACGGACCCAUGUCGGGACAUGUCGGGAAUCACGGAGUCAUGCACCACGGCCUCUCCGAGGAACGGGUCCGGAAGAUGUUCGAGCGCGCCGGGGCCGGGCAAAAAUUCUCACUCGAGGUCCUCGGUUCUGGUAUAUCGAUUGACAUGGGUCGACAUGGGGAGAAAGGCGUUAUAAGGAGGGAGAUCUUCCUGGCUAGGGGGCAGAAAGCUGUCUAAAUCUGACUCCACAAGUAUCUAGGGGAAAGGAGGUUGUCUUUAGACACGAUGGGGUACGACACGCUUCAUUAU